Molecule: messenger RNA, 859 nt
Organism: Dothidotthia symphoricarpi CBS 119687
Lineage: Eukaryota; Fungi; Ascomycota; Dothideomycetes; Pleosporales; Dothidotthiaceae
Exons: 1
Coding region: 227-787 (186 amino acids)
Source: RefSeq, a predicted model, not a curated record
AGCAGAGCUGUGUAGUGUUGAGGCGUCAACCCAUCUUUGAUCACAGCAAGGAGUGGGUCUAAUGCUAAUCUGUAAGCGGAAUAGGCUAAACACGAAAGUGUCGCGUUAAUCCAAGUCCACGUCAAAUCGCAACAUCAAUUUGCUCAAACCUCAACCCAACCUGGUCCUCCUACUGCAAGGAAUCUUAUAGGGAACCAACGAUGUCUUUGCUUGUCAUAAACGCCAGAUGUUGUAUGUUUGUCUUUCCUCCGCAGAGACAACAUGGUAUUCGUCAUCUGGAAGUUCGACGCUUGAUUACAUACGGGUUUGUCGGGCUAAAUCAUCUCGCCAUCGUCUCUGCUUCCCUUGGCCUCAGCUAAUAAUCGGCGAGGUGAGCGCUUGUAUGCAGAACACACGUCCUCCAAGACUCACAUGGCGUCCAAUCCACAGUCCGGACUUGGUAGUUGCGCGUCCGCCACAGAUCUUUCAUGUCACAUCAUUGGCCGCUAUAAGUGCAGCCGCAUAUCUUUGCAGCUCCUGUAUCACAUCGGCUGGAUGUCGCAUGCGCAACACAAAGCGAGCGAGGUGGCAGCUCAGCCAAGCUCCGUUCAACUGCCUCUUGGGACUCCAGAACGAUCCCAUAGGAAUAUCGAAACAGUGGAACUGGCACAAAUUCAUAGCCAGAGUAUAUUUGUGGCCCUUCAUCCCCUCCCACAAAAAUGUUUCACUGAAGAACCGCACUUUUGGUGCACCUUCCCAAAUACCACCCCCAUAUGUCGCUUUCCUUCCAAAAUCAAAGCAUGACUAGUGGGGUCUCCGGCAUCCAAUGAGCUAGUCAUGUGGCCUUGCAAGGGAAUUCCCGAAUGCAGGUUGAAGCACA